Messenger RNA from Gilbertella persicaria, 853 nucleotides. RefSeq lists its product as uncharacterized. Gene Ontology annotation, molecular function: RNA binding. Bases 23 to 838 code for a protein of 271 amino acids. Gene Ontology annotation, biological process: mRNA splicing, via spliceosome. Gene Ontology annotation, cellular component: U2 snRNP; precatalytic spliceosome; catalytic step 2 spliceosome. Lineage: Eukaryota; Fungi; Mucoromycota; Mucoromycetes; Mucorales; Choanephoraceae. The record is from RefSeq and is a predicted model, not a curated record. The transcript has 4 exons.
UUUUUUUUUUUGGUCUGGAAUUAUGAAUGUUGUAAAAGAAAUCCAACGCAUCAACCAAAAGGAAAUCCUUAAUGGCAACUGGGAUAAAGGAUCAUGGCAUGAUCAAUACAAGAAUUCAGCGUGGAUUUUUGCAGGCAACAUUCCUUUUGACUUGACAGAAGGUGAUGUUGUCUGUAUUUUCUCACAGUUUGGUGAGAUUAUUCAUAUCGAGCUGAUUCGUGAUCAAAAGACAGGCAAAUCAAAAGGAUUUGCUUUUCUUCAAUACGAAGAUCAACGCAGUACCGUCCUUGCAGUCGAUAAUUUGAAUGGUGCCGAUAUACUUGGUCGAACAUUACGCGUCGAUCACUCACAUACAGGCCCUAGAAAGCCUAAAAAGAAAGAUGGGGAAGAAUCCGAUGAUGAUCAUCAACCCAAGAUGAAUGUCGCACCUGAACUUAUUGAAGUCAUGGCCAAAGAAGAAGAAGAAGAAAAGACACCCAAAAUAAAGCCUAUUGAAGUAGACAAUGAAGACCCAAUGGCUGCUUAUUUUCUGGAGAAGCAUGAAAAGAAAUCUAAAAAGAAAAGCAAAAAAGAACAUAAGCACAAAGAGCAUAAAUCAUCCAAAAGAGAUAGAUCUUCAGAUAGGCAUCGUAAAGAAGACAGACAUUCUAGAGAGGAUAGACGCUCUAAAGAAGACAAACAUUCCAGAGAGGAUAGAUAUUCUAGAGAGGAUAGAUAUUCUAAAGAAGACAGGUACUCUAGAAAAGACAGACAUCGUUCAAGAUCUCCUCGUCGUCCCCCUGUUGAUCGCUCAAGAUCUCCUUAUGGUCGCUCAAGAUCCCCUCGUCGUCGUUAUUAAAUAAUAAUAAUUUUU